GCUACAACACAGCCGCAAGUGCUGCCAAUCGCGGCGAAUGGCAAGUUGGCCAGCUGCUCCUGAAGGAGAUGGCUGACGGCAAUCUACAGCGUGACCUCAUCAGCUACAAUUCAUCCUUGGCCGGCUGCCUGAGGGGCAGCCGUUGGAUCGCAGCUUUGGAUUGUCUCCCCGACCUGGCACAGCAGGCAUUGCUGCCAGACGUGGUUUCUGCCACCCUGAUCUCAGACACUCUCCGGUCUUCGCUUCAGUGGCGUCGCGGCAUCAGCUGCUUGGAGUCGUUGUCCACGGCGCGCGUGAG
Messenger RNA from Symbiodinium necroappetens, 298 nucleotides. NCBI's taxonomy places the organism in Eukaryota, Dinophyceae, Suessiales, Symbiodiniaceae. The record is from the annotation of a GenBank genome assembly.